AAAUCUCCCUGGAGCCUGGAGCACCCCUAGGAGAGUUGGAGGAGAGCCCCUUCUCCAAGAUUGGUCCUUUCCUCUUGAGGCACAACCGGCCAGGCUCAGGCAGUCUUUGCCCGGGCAGUCCUUGAAGUCUAUAUUUAGUGCCCGCCACCCCUCCCCCAGCGCUGGGAGGGGCGCGCCCCGCCCCCUCCGGGCUCAAGUGUCCGGUGUGUUUGCAGCCCGUGCGGCUCGCGCUUUGGCGCUCGCUGCCGCCCUGCGCCCCUAACCCCUCGGGGGCGUCGUGGGCCAACAUGGGCCUGGAAGAGGAGCUGCUGAGGAUCGCCAAAAAGCUGGAGAAGAUGGUGGCCCGGAAGAAGACGGAAGGGGCCCUGGACCUUCUGGAGAAGUUGAACAGUUGCCAGAUGUCCAUCCAGCUGCUCCAGACUACCAGGAUCGGAGUCGCCGUCAACGGAGUUCGCAAGCACUGCUCAGACAAGGAGGUGGUGUCCUUGGCCAAAGUCCUCAUUAAAAACUGGAAGCGGCUGCUGGACUCCCCCAGAACCACCAAAGGAGAAAGAGAAGAAAAAGAAAAAGCAAAGAAGAAAGAGAAAGGACUUGGCUGUUCAGACUGGAAACCAGAAGCAGGCCUUUCUCCACCAAGGAAGAAAGGGGGGGAGAAGCCCAAAACCAGGAAAGACUCUGCAGACUCCAGGUCACCCACCACCUCCUCUCCCAAAAGGCCUUCGCUGGAAAGAUCCAACAGCAGCAGAUCCAAAGAGGAAACUCCCAAGACCCCCAGCAGCCCCUCAACUCCCACCUUCGCCCCCUCUGUCUGUCUCCUGGCCCCCUGCUAUCUCACCGGGGACUCUGUCCGAGACAAGUGUGUGGAGAUGCUGUCAGCCGCUCUGAAGGCAGAAGAUGAUUUCAAGGACUAUGGAGUCAACUGUGACAAGCUGGCCUCGGAAAUAGAAGACCAUAUCUAUCAAGAACUCAAGAGCACAGACAUGAAGUACCGGAACCGGGUGCGCAGCCGCAUCAGCAACCUGAAGGACCCUAGGAACCCAGGCCUGAGGAGGAACGUGCUCAGUGGGGCCAUUUCUCCAGAGCUCAUUGCCAAGAUGACAGCAGAGGAAAUGGCCAGUGAUGAGCUGAGGGAGCUGAGGAACGCCAUGACUCAGGAGGCCAUCCGUGAGCACCAGAUGGCCAAGACGGGUGGCACCACCACUGACCUCUUGCGGUGUAGCAAAUGCAAGAAGAAGAAUUGUACCUAUAACCAGGUGCAGACACGCAGUGCCGAUGAGCCCAUGACCACCUUUGUCUUGUGCAAUGAAUGCGGGAACCGCUGGAAGUUCUGCUGACUGGAACCGCCGGCCAGGAUGGCAGAGGAUAAGCUGAGGAAGACCCGGCAGAAAGCACAGACCACGUGACCCGGAGCAAAAAUAAAAAUUCAAAUGAAGGAAAA
Mastomys coucha (southern multimammate mouse) is the source of this 1438-nucleotide messenger RNA. It is a transcript of the gene Tcea3, whose product is annotated as transcription elongation factor A3. The transcript has 11 exons. Gene Ontology annotation, cellular component: nucleus. Lineage: Eukaryota; Metazoa; Chordata; Mammalia; Rodentia; Muridae. Gene Ontology annotation, molecular function: nucleic acid binding; zinc ion binding. Gene Ontology annotation, biological process: transcription elongation by RNA polymerase II; DNA-templated transcription. Bases 288 to 1334 code for a protein of 348 amino acids. The record is from RefSeq and is a predicted model, not a curated record.